AUGAGGAUAGGUUACAUAUUUAGGUAUCUCUUUAUUUACUUACUUUUAAAUGACGGGGAAAAGUUUGUGAUUUCCAGUGAUCAAGAAACUUCUCUUAAAGGUUCAUCACAAUCUAACGGAUCAUUUAGUGCAGAUUCUUCUGGCUCAGUUGCUAUUCCAUCUGAGGUCGGAUUAUUCACCACUGAUGGUUCUGGUAAUUAUGUAAAACUUGAACAAUCUAAGGUUAAGGUUGUUCAGGAUGGUGCUGAAUAUUCAUUUGAAUUUGAGAGUGGUGUCCAAUUGACUAAGGUCGAGCAUAAUUCCUCGAAAGUUUGGGAACAUGAAGAAAAUAAGCCUUAUCCGAAAUCUGUAGCAUAUAAGAGUGACGAAAAACUAUUUGCAAUUAUUUCCGAUACCGAAAUUGUUAAUUGCAAAUUUGAAAAUAAUCAGUGGAAAUUUCAGAUAGACGUCCUAGGUCAAUCGUCACCCAAAACUUCUGUGACCAAUGUAGAAUUAAACCUGUCAGCUAGUGCUGGUACCAAUCAGUUUGAAUACAAUAGGACUGGUGAUACUGCAGAGUUUAAAGCUAAGGCUGGUCACGAAUUUACAGCAGUAAUAGGAACAUCUGGUACGGAUGGGGUUUCAGGAAGAGUUAUUUGGAAACCCAUGAACCCCAACGAGAAUGCCACAAGGGUAGUUCUCGAUGGAGUUGACAAUAAUGAUAAAAAAUUAACGAUUCACAAGAAGAAUAAUGAGAAAGUAGAGUUUACUAAAUCAAGCACUAAUAAAAAUUGGGAAGAAGUAGUUACUAAGGUAGAACUUGAACUUAGUAAAACUACUUCUACAAAUGAGUUUGAUUAUGAUAAGAAAAAUGAACUCACUUCAUUUAUUGCAAAGGAUGGCUAUGGAUUCACUAAGGUUCUAAAAGCCAAAGCCACAGAUUUUAGUAGAGAAGAACAGGUUUGGGAAGCUGAUACAAGUUCUAAUAACUUCGCCAAACUUGUCAGACUAAAGUUGAACGACAAUCACAUAGUCUUGAUACUAAAUAAUGCUGAAUUUAUUCUAUUUCACAAAGUUGCUGAGGAUCAAGAUUGGAAAGAUAUAACCAAUGAUAGACACAAACUAUCGGAGCUUAAGUUCUUCACAUUUGAUCAGUCGAAAUCGCUCAAAGAACUAGAUUCGACUUAUUACAAAGUAGAGUUAAAUGGGUUUUCAUACGGUUACACAUUCAAGGAUGACUUUGAGUUACAGCAAAUUAAAUAUCAAAAUAAACUCGUUUAUAACUACCAUAGUGAUGAAGAUUUUGGUUUAUUGAAGGGACUUUAUCUUGGUUUGUCAUCAAAUAAAUUUUUCAUUACUAACUAUGAUGAUGAAAGCAAAGAGUUGGAUGUAUCUAAGGAAGUUGUAAUUAAAAGGGAAGCACCACCAGCUGAACCUGCAAAACCUGCUGAACCGAAACCGAAACCGAAACCUGAACCUGCUAAGGAACCAGCAGCUGUACCUGAGCCUGAAAAUACAAUCGAACCAGUUUCAGUAACUAUUCCUACACUCUCACCUGUAGAACUUAAAAUUAAUAAGAGUAGCGCUGAAAAUGAGUUUGAUUAUGAUGACAUUGGUGUGUACAAAACGUUCAGUUGUAGGCAAGGUUUUGGAUUCAACAAAAUAGUAAAUCCAAAAACAUUCGGUGCCGAUGAAGUUAUAUGGCAAUCUUCUGGAAAUGACUAUGCAACCAAGGUUAGAUUUAAGGAAACCUCUGGUACUAAUGAAAAACAAGUUCUCCUAUUUCUUGCCAGCAUGAAAUAUGCGUUUCUUCACUCUGAUAAAGGUAAACCAUUUCAGAACGUAACUAGUGAUAGGCAUAAAUUCUAUAACCUAAAGGUUUAUACUCUCCAAAAUGAUGUUGAAAAAAUUGCAAAACCAGAUCAAUAUACUAUAUCUUUAUAUCAUAUGUCAAUUGGAUGUACAAUUAAAAAUGAAUAUCCCUGUAGUAAAAUUAUCUACGAAGAUAAAGUAGUUUAUAAAAAAGAUGAUUAUCAAGAUUUGGGACAAAUAAAGGGUGUUUAUCUAGAUCUCAUUAGAAAUAGCAUGUAUGUAAUUGGUAUUAAUGAUCAAACCAAAGUAUUGGAAGCCAUGAAAACCGCAAAAGAAUUUACACUCAAUAUAAGAAAGGAUGAAAGUACUGAUGAAUUCGAUUUCAUUCAAGAUUAUCAGAAAAAUGUUAGAAUAUUCACAGCUAGAGGUAACGCCGUUUUUACUAAGGUUAUCAGGGGUGCUAGGCUUGGUUCUGAUGAACUUAUUUGGCAAUCCAAAGACAUCAAAGUAUAUGGUACCAAAGUUGUCACUGAUGGUCUUAGUGAUUUUAAAAGGGCCAAAAAUGUAACAAUACAUCUAUCUAAUGGUGAUGUCAAACAUCUAAAUUAUUCAGAUGGAAAUUGGAUUCAGGUUUCUAAUAAGAUAUCACUUGAUAUUACCAAGACUGAGAGUUCCAUUCAGUUUGACUUUUAUACUAAAAAUGAAUUUACAACAUUUACUGUCAAAGAUGUUUAUUUAUUCAAUAAAGUGAUAGAGUCAAAAACCAUUGGUACAGAGACAGUUAUUUGGGAAACCACAAAUACUAGUGAAUAUUCCAAAAAGGUAACAUUGAUGGUUACAGGUGAUGAGAAAUACAUGGGAUUACUACGAACAGACGAUGAUGUAAUAUUGUUACAUAAACCACCUAACAGUGAUACAUGGGACAAUAUAACCUCAAAAGUAACAAAAAUAUCCGAACUUAAGAUGUCAUAUUAUGAUCCUUCAGGCUCAUACUUCAUGUUAAAACCUGAAAAAUAUAAAGUGGCAUUUAAUAAUUUACUUUAUGGUUAUGAGUUCAAUUCUGGAGUUGAUUGUCAUCUUGUUAAGUUUGGUGAUAAACACUUAUGGAGUCAUAGUGAUGACGACAAAUUUAAAAAUAUAAAAGCAGUUUAUGUCUACCUUCGUAACAACAAUUUUAUUGUUGUCAGUCCGUCAGGUGAGAGAAAGGAAAUAAGCUUAAGGAGUUUAUCUUCAGACAAAGAACAACAAGAAGAUCAGGAAGAAGACGAUGGUGAUAAAGAAACGAAAUCAGAGGGAGAGGAUAAAACGAAAGAUGAUAAAGAGCAAGAGGGUCAGGAUGAGAAUCAGGAUCAGGAUGGAUCUUCAGGAUCAACCCCUGCAACUUUAGUAGAACUUGACAUUACGAAGACUGAAACGACAAACGAGUAUGAGUAUGAAGAGGAAAAUGAUAAUCGUGUGUUUAAAACCAAAGCAGGUUUUAAGUUUUCUAAAGUUAAAAAAGGCACUCAUGAUCUUAAAGAUUUGUCUAGUUCUCACGCAAUUAAGAUCACUGCAAACUAUAAUCAACCAGGAAAAAUUUUGUUGUACUUGUAUCGGACUAAUACUGACUUCGAAUUCUCACUCGUGAAUGAUCCGGAUCCAUCUUCGAGUCAAGCUUCAGUUCCAUCAGAUUCUGGAACACUUUUGGCAGACCAAUCACAAAUUGUUUCUCAACAUUUUAAGCUUUUAGCCGAGGAUGCUUCAGGUACUUCUCAAGAAUUUGAUAAGCAAAAAUUAACUACUGAACAACAACUUGAAUCCCAUUUGAUAAACUAUACGUUUCCUCCAAAUGCCAAAUGCUCUGAAGUUACAUAUAAAGAUGCUACUGUAUGGAAACAUGACAAAUCCAUACAUGGAAAAAAUUAUCUAACAAAUGUGUUUUUGAAUACCAACACUAGUUUUCUCAUGGUAGAGUCUCAAGGCCAUUAUCAAUAUUAUUAUACACUUUUGAAUGAUGAGUGGAAAUGUAUUUCUGGUUACAGAUCACAUACAUUAAAACUUCUAUCUCUUGAUUCACUAAAAAUAUUUACUUUGAAUCAGUUUGGGUUUUUAAGUACUGAUGAUGAAACUCAGUUUACCAAGAAGGCUGAUGGAAAUGUUAUAACAUUUAAAUUUAAAGCAGGUUCAAAAUGUGUAUCUGUUAAAUAUGGUGGAGAACAAGUAUGGUCCCAUAACAAUAACGAUCAUGGAAAUCAUUAUCCAGAUACAAUCAUUGUUAAUACUAAUCAAAAUUUUCUUACCUUGGAGAGUUCCAACGUAUACCGUUAUGUAUUCAGUCAUUAUGAUGGAACGUUAAAUUGUAUUUUUGCAUACAAAUCAAGUCUUUCUCAACCGAUAGAAAAGGAUAAAUUGAAACUUUCUAAAGUUGGUAAUCUGGGACUUAUAAAACCUGCUGAGGCAACUGACUAUGAAGUUAAAGAAUCAGAUACUGAAUAUAAGUUUAAACCUGGUUCAAAUUGUACCUGUAUUAAGUAUAAUGAUACCGAGGUUUGGAAACACACCACUCAGCAUGGAGAUAAGUAUCCAACUUCUGUUGUUUUUAACAAUUUGAAUAGAAACUAUCUAGUUGUUGAGUCAACUAGGAAUUAUCGUAACAUAUUUCAAUUCGAAAAUAGUCAGUUUAAAUCCUUAGGUGCUAAUGAAAAAUUGAACCAUGAUCAUAAUUCCACAGGAGUUUUUGAUCCUGGCAAAUUGAAGUUUAUGACUACAGAUCCUUCGGACUCAAGUAAACUUGUUGAUCUUGAUUUGAGCAAAUAUAGUUUACAUCAUCCGACACUUAUUACAUUCAAAUUUAAGGAAUCUGUCAAAUGUGCUGAAGUCAGAUAUGAUGAUCUUUUAGUUUGGAAAUAUUUAAGUACUGAUCACGAAGAGGAGUUUCCAACAGCUGUUGUUUUGAACAGAGCAAAAAAUUAUAUCUUUGUAGAAUCUUCACAUUACUACAGAUAUGUCUAUUCGUACUAUAAUAGGCGUUGGAAAGAAUUGCCAUUCGGUUUUAAAACCUUGAGAAUUUUAUCUGAUAAAUUUAAAAUAUUUGCAACUGACCCCUCUGACACAAAUAAAUUUGUUGAACUUGACAAUAGUAAAUUUGAAAGAGUAUAUUCUUCAAAUGCCCUAACUAUUAAUUUUACUUCUGAUGUUAAGUGUACUUGUAUAAAGUAUGAUGAUUCAGAAGUUUGGAAAUAUAAUUAUGAUGAACAUGAAGAUAAAUUUCCAACAUCGGUUGUUCUUAAUACAAAGAACAAAUUUAUUAUGGUUGAAUCUGGUUAUGACUAUAGGUAUGUAUACUCCCGACAAAAUAAUAUUUGGAAAUUGCUACCUUAUGGUUACAAGUUAUCGGAAUCUACCAAAAUUAGGCCAGCCGAUCCUACAAAAAUAAAAUUAUUCACCAUGGACAAUAACACGACUGUUCAAGUUAACGAGUUAAAAUAUGAUGUCGAAGAACCCGAUGAAUCCAAGAAUCUUUUCGUGAUCAAAUUCAAAUCUGAUGCUAAGUGUAGUUGUAUAAAAUAUGUUGAUACAGAUGUUUGGAUACAUAGCAGUAAUGACCAUGGAGAUAAGUAUCCAACAUCUCUUGUUUUAAACAAAAAGAAGAAUUAUAUUAUGGUUGAAUCUGGUUAUGACUAUAGGUACUCAUAUUUGUUUUACAAUAGAAAAUGGAAUUUGUUACCAGUAAGCUACAACCAUAUACGCAGUUUUGACCAUGUUGAUCCUAAUAAGUUAAAAUUUUUCCAUUUAAACCAAAACAUGAUAAUAGAAGAAAUUACUUCCUUUCCUACCAAUGAACAAGGUGAAUCCAGUAAAAGUCCUAGUAGCAAUGAUGAUAAGGGUGAUACCAGUGAAAAGAGUGAUACUAAUGAACAAGGUGAGUCUGGUGAUAAGAUUGCUACCAGUGAACAAGAUGAAUCCAGUGCUAGUGCUGAUAGCACUGAACAAAGUAGUUCCAGCAAUGGUGUAAGUAGUGAUGAUUCAGUUUCUAUUUAUAAUAUUCCCGAAAAUAUGAAAUGCGUUUUAGUAAAAUACGAUGAUAUUGAAGUCUGGAGGUAUAGUGAUAUAGAACAUCAAGAUAAGUAUCCGAAUAGAAUACUUUUGUAUAAAAAGACUGCAACCCUUAUUGUGGAGUCUUCAUCUAACUAUGAGUAUGUAUACACAUACGAAGAUAAAAUAUGGAAACUAACCCCCUUCGGUGCAAGAUUAAAGGUUAUUGAAUCUAUAUAUGACCUAGAUAAACUUAAAUUAAGUUCUGUUAACCUUUCUAAUAAAACAUUUGUCCUAGAAAAUAUCAACCAUUAUAAUCUUCAACAAUCCGGAAAGUUAGCCAGGUAUACAUUUAUCAAUUCCUCCAGGUGUACAGAAGUCGUAUAUGAUGAUAAGCUAGUGUGGAAAUAUAACGAAGAUGAGCAUGGAGAGUAUUUCCCAACAAAUGUUACAAUGAACUUAAAUACUGGUAUUAUCACAGUUGAGUCCAAGGGCCUUUAUGAAUCCUACUUUUCAUACUAUGAUAAUAAGUGGAAUUUAUUAUAUGGUUACAAAGCAUCUUUUAGAAUCAAAUUUAAGGAAUCAGCUAUGAUAAAGUUCUACAUAACUAAUGAAGACGGGUUAUCAGAACCUACCACUGAUUUCCAUAAGGAAGUUACUGGACCAGUAAUAACCUAUAAUAUGUACUACGGAACUAAAUGUACCCAUGUUAAGUAUGACGAAUUAUCUGUAUGGACUUAUGAUUCAGAUAAGCAUGGAAAUCAUUAUCCAACAUCAGUAGUUUUCAAUGUUGGAAAAAUGGUUAUUACUGUUCAAUCUUCUGAUCAAUAUGUUCAAUUUUUAUCAUUGAUUAAUCAUGAAUGGAAACCAUUCAGUGGUUUCAGAUCACAAGCUACUGGACCUUCCGAAGUUAAAUUUUACAAAAAGGGUCGUUCGGAUAACCAGGUACUCGUUCAUCACUCUAAGUAUACAGUAAUUUUCGACGAAAAUACAAAUGAGUAUGUUUAUAACUUAGAAAAGGCUAACUGCAAUGAAAUAAGACAUAACGGUAAUCCCGUAUUCAAACUUGAUCAAAAUGAAAGGUACCCUAAGGAAGUUUUAUGCAGCAGCGAUGUUAAAAAAAUUACCGUAAUAUUGAAAGAAAGCUAUCAUGUAUGUACAAUGGACAGUAAUGGAUGGAAAUCUAAGAUUCAUAAAAAUGAUGGUAGUAGUUCAGAAGAUGGUCCCGAAUAUCCAUUUGUUACUAGUACAAAACCAGCAGUUCCUACCUCCGAAGCCGCUACGGAAACGCAAUCUCCAGAAUCCGAUACCUCACAAUCAGCUUCAUCACCAUCAGGUACUACAUCUGAAGAUUUUGAUUUGUCACAAGCUCUAGAUCCAUCACAAAAAGGGUCUCAAGUUUCAACAACUCCUAAAUCGCAAUCAGCUUCAUCAGAAUCAGGUACUACCUCUGAAGAGUUUGAUUUGUCACAAGCUCUAGAUUCUUCACAAACUAGUUCUCAAGUUUCAACAACACCUCCAACUGAAUCGCAACCACCAUCUAGUCCAACAUCUAGUUCAACUGCUGGUUUGGAUAGUGAUCCUACAUCUGGAACAUUCAUGGAAUAA
This is a messenger RNA of Theileria annulata, 7413 nucleotides long. Its product is annotated as SfiI-subtelomeric fragment related protein family member, putative. Bases 1 to 7413 code for a protein of 2470 amino acids. The record is from RefSeq and is a predicted model, not a curated record. Lineage: Eukaryota; Apicomplexa; Aconoidasida; Piroplasmida; Theileriidae. The transcript has a single exon.